Molecule: messenger RNA, 1045 nt
Organism: Lactuca virosa
Lineage: Eukaryota; Viridiplantae; Streptophyta; Magnoliopsida; Asterales; Asteraceae
Source: the annotation of a GenBank genome assembly
CAUCAUCAAGAAAGUUCAAUCUUGAAAAAAAAGAACAAAAAAGAAAAUGGAGAUCCCUAUGAUCGAUUUUAGCAAGCUUGAAGGCGAAGAAAGAAGCGAAACAAUGGCACUUCUUCACCAUGCUUGUGAGAAAUGGGGCUUCUUUCAGAUUGAAAACCAUGGAGUUGAUAAGCAACUGAUGGAGAAAGUUAAAAAACUAGUGAAUCAACAUUACGAAGAGAAAAUGGAGAAGAGUUUUUAUAACUCUGAAAUUGUUAAAAGUGUUGAAGAUAAAAACAAAACAACCGAUAUCGAUUGGGAAAGCACUUUUUUCUUAUGGCAUCGCCCGAAUAACAAAAUCAACGAGUACACUAACCUUUCUGAAGAACUUCGAAAAACAAUCGAUGAGUACAUUGAUCAACUUAUAAAAGUAGCCGAGAAGCUUUCUGAACUCAUGUGUGAGAAUCUUGGUCUAGAAAAAGACCACAUGAAAAUGGCUUUUUCAGGAACCAAAGGUCCUUCGGUAGGGACAAAAGUGGCGAAAUACCCAAAAUGCCCUCACCCAGAACUCGUAAGAGGUCUUCGUGAACACACGGAUGCCGGUGGCAUCAUUCUAUUGCUACAAGAUGACCAGGUGCCUGGUCUUGAGUUUUUAAAAGAGGGCAAAUGGGUAAAUAUACCACCUUCGAAGAACAAUACUAUUUUUGUUAACACGGGUGAUCAAGUUGAAGUGUUGAGUAAUGGAUAUUAUAAAAGUACAGUUCAUCGAGUUAUGACUGAUAAAGAUGGAAGUAGGCUUUCGAUUGCCACUUUUUAUAAUCCUAAUGGCGAUUCGGUAAUUUCACCAGCUCCUAAGUUGUUGUAUCCGAAUCGGUAUACUUUUCAAGAUUAUUUGAAGCUUUAUUCGUCUACUAAGUUUGAAGAAAAAGGGCCGAGAUUUGAAUCUAUGAAGAAGAUGGUCAAUGGUCAAUGAAAUGGUGAAAUCUUCAUGCAUAAGAGUCGAUGAUCUCAUACUUGUUUGUGUUUUUUUACUUUUUGCAAACUUUUGAUCAUAGUAGUAAUGUUG